AUGCCUCAAACUCCUCAUAUACCUCAAAACGAUGUCAACUCCGGAUUCCAUUUAGCCGAUGGGCGAGGGUACAUGCUUGACCGUGGUUAUUUCGCCUCUUCGAGGCUAAACUUCCAAUUUUAUCUCUGGAAAGAAUCUUUACGUUUUAAUUUGCACCCUUCCAUCUCUAUACCAAUAGAAAGCGACUUGCGAAUUGCAGACAUUGCCACGGGGACCGGGCUAUGGCUGUUUGACGUGGCACGCGAGCUGCCUGCAUCGGCACAACUGGAUGGCUUUGAUAUCAGCCUGGCAAAUGCUCCCCAGAAGCAAUGGUGGCCGCGAAAUGUCACGAUGCGGGAGUGGAACGUCUUCGAUGACGUACCGGAUGCCCUUGUUGGGAAAUAUGACAUCGUCCAUUUAAGGCUGUUGAUCCUGGUGGUUGAAAAUAGCGACCCAAGACCCAUUAUCCGAAAAGCCUUUAAGAUGCUCAAGCCCGGCGGCUACAUUCAAUGGGAUGACCUUAACUAUCCCGACACAUAUGUUAGGAGACCAUCGGUAUCGUCAUCUACGCAGAGAACAGCAGCCACCCCAGCAUUCGACUCUCUGCGAGAAUUUGUGUACUCCAAUGGCCGCCACGACUGGGUCCUGGAGCUUCCUGAAAUUCUAAGCAGCGAGGGAUUUGAAAGUGCUAGACAGUACAACUACGUCGAUAGACCGGACCUCGCAAAGGCCAAUGGAGACCAACACCUGUUAACGAUGGAAGAAUUUGCAACUACCCUGGCGACUGCAGGCAAUCACCAGGCCUCGGAGAAGAUUUUUAACCUGAUUGGGGAAGUUUAUCAGGAAUCACUGGCUGGCGUAGCUCUGUCUAUGCCGCGGGUUGUGAGCAUAGCUCGGAAACAAAGCAGGGAAACGCUGCGUGCUGUAAUAUAA
Molecule: messenger RNA, 912 nt
Organism: Arthroderma uncinatum
Lineage: Eukaryota; Fungi; Ascomycota; Eurotiomycetes; Onygenales; Arthrodermataceae
Exons: 1
Coding region: 1-912 (303 amino acids)
Source: RefSeq, a predicted model, not a curated record